AUGGCUCCCACUUUCCGCAUUCACCGGCCAGACGUUUUGGCAUCGCUGCCGCGUCCUCUCGACCACACUAAGGGCCAGUACCACAUUGGCGAAGUUUACACACAAAAGCCCGGAUCGAAGAAGAGGAAGAGGCUGGAAGUUGUUGUUGGUGUGGAUGGAGAAGCAGCCAAUAUUUACCACGUGCCCUCGUCUGGUUUGCGAACAUCGUACCCGAUUCCGCCUCAAGAGUCCUUCACUUGCGCGCCGCACUCGAUCCGAUUCCAGGGAGAAGGCUCAAGCAGUCGCAACAACUACACAUACCUCUCCACAAGAGACACUACCGGCGCAAAGGUUACCCUCUGCCGCGAUGUGAUCGACACGACUGGCAAGACAAACUCUGCUAGCACGUCUCAGCGAGUGCGCCAUAAGUCCCCAAUCACGCAUUUGUUUACUUCCGCCGCCGUCGACACCACUAUCCUCAGCGAAAACCAAUCCGACAAGGGCCAUGUCGUUGCUCUUUGUAAGGAUGGCCAAGUCUUGUGCCUGGACGGCGAGGCAUUGGAGCAAAAAUGGAGCGCAUCGUCAUACAGCCUCUGUAAAGAUCUGCUUCCUGCGACUGUCUCAGACUACGAGGUGGAGUUCUCUCUACACGCUGCGGCAUCAGAUAUCUUGAAUGGACUAUUCCAGGGCAGACAGGACGCCUUUGGCUCUUUCGGACGCCAGAUUGACCCCAAGACCUUCAACCCCGACGUUCUCGCCUUUGUCGCCCGCACUACCAGCGAAGGAAUCACCUCAAGAUUCCUCAUCAUCUUCGGUAUAAUUACUACGGCGCCUUCGCAGCCGUUGGUUCAGCUCCACGUCACGCCCUUGCCUUCGCAAGACGAAGUUGGCACCGACUCGGCCACAUACCAGCUCCAUACCCAGUCAGGAAAGCUGCUUCAGCUUCACGGUUCAGUCCUCCGAACGUACGAUCUGACGAGCGCCGUGCCCAAGUUGCAAGGCAGUCUGCCUCUGCCGGAUUUGACUUCAUUCCUCCAACUUUCAGACCACUCGGUUCUGUGCCUAUCAAAAACCUCUGCCAGCAUGAUGAACCCCACCUUCCACUCGAUUCAGGCUUCGACAGCAGUCGAGUUCUCCGAGGCCACUGAGCAGCAGAAGCCAACGCUCGUGACUUUCCUGUCAAAGCUCGACAUGGCGGUAGCGGUUGUUGGCAACACGUUGGUCUCUAUACAGAUUGAACGCCCCAAGUCUCACAGCAAGGAAGGUCUUCUCAUCGAUUCCAUCGGCAGAGGUCUGCCAAGGUCUGACCGUGUGCCAACAAGCCUUCCCAAGACUGGCAACGAAACGUUUGAAAACUACCUCCCAGGAACCCUGUCUGACGAAUACGUCAAGGAGUCUCUAGCUGAUGUCGUGAGAGCGGAUGGGUUUAUGCAGGAACAAGAUUGGAAGUCAUUCGAAGCCCUGCUUGCGCAAAGAUUUGGGGUCGCAGUGCAACAGGAGGUUGUCUCUAAUGACCUCCAGACGCCAACCUGGAAGUGGCUGGCUGAAUCAGAAGCGUACCCUGCCGUUGACCGCAGGUGGGUGCUUUACGCCAUCAGCAGAGUCUUCUCGAUGGAGAUUCAGAGCCCCGAGUCGGCCAUUCUUCGAUGCAACCUUCCCGCGAGCAACGUCCUGAUCUACCUCAUUGCUGCUGGCCACCUCACGAAUGCCAACAUGUGUGCGGCCUUCAAGAGCGAGCUGGCCGAGGUGGCAUCGAAGGAUUCGGUCAUUGACAAGCUGGUUCAGAAUCUCGUCGUCAUGAACCCUGCGAUGGAGCUGCUCCUCAGCUAUGUCACGGCAACCAAGCUCGGCGAGAAGGACUUGCUGGUGGUGGUCCGCGCCAUCAUGCAGACCCUCAACAUGAAGCCGCCGCAAGAGCUUCUUGCGCUGACAGAAACUGAGCAAGAAGAGGAUGUGGCGAUGGAGAUUGAGAAGACAGAACAAACACUGGAAAUGGCCGAGGUGGCCGUAUACCACAUGGACGACGACCGCAACCUCCGCGAACGAGCUCUCACAACAGCAUUCGAGAAGCUUGCAAGCUACUCGUCUAUCGCGACGGUGCGCGCCCUCCGCGAGACUCUCAGCCCGACGGAGAUUCUGUCACUCAUCGACACUCUGCGAACACAACUCUACCGCGGCGCCUGGACAUCACGGUACUUUGACAUGACAGACAUGGACAAGGACGAGGCCGCAGGAACACCGCCGGAUGGCACCAUCUCUCUCAUUGCAGAACUGAUUUCCCGAUGCAUUGAUUCCAUCGGCCUCAGUGGAUGGCUUACAAAUGGAGCAUCCUCCGUGGGCGGCCGUGCGGACGCGCUUGAAUUCAUUACUAACCUGAGCAACGAAGUCAGCGCGGCCCUGACCGGUCUGCACGAAACAGUCCUCCUGGACGGCUACGUUGGCGAAGCGGUUCAGUACGGCAGAACAGCAAAGACGGGAUCAUCAGCCAACGCGGCUGCUUCCGCGCGCGCUGGGGCCCUCGCUAAGCCGGUCUCCCUCGACGUGGAACUCUCGACUCGCUUGCCUCUGGGACUCGUGUCCAAGCAGCAUGUGUCUAACCAGAAGAUUGUUUCGGGCGGCGAGGUGCUCGAGAGGAGCUCGCGUGAGAGAGGACACCUGCUGAGUCAGAAGGUCAAGGCGUAUUCGCUGGAGAGGAUCUCCAUUUGA
This is a messenger RNA of Colletotrichum acutatum, 2685 nucleotides long. RefSeq lists its product as uncharacterized. The coding region runs from base 1 to 2685 and encodes 894 amino acids. The record is from RefSeq and is a predicted model, not a curated record. Lineage: Eukaryota; Fungi; Ascomycota; Sordariomycetes; Glomerellales; Glomerellaceae. The transcript has 2 exons.